CUGCACAUCACACACACACAUUCUCUCUCUCUCUCUCUCUCUCUCUCUCUCUCUCUCGUGUUGACAUCAUCGAUCCACUUUGAAAAAUCUCCCAAACACACUUUCUUUUUCUAGUCGCUGCUUCGUCUUCUUCUCUCUUGUUCCCUUUCAUUCAUUCUCCUUAUUUAUUUCUUUUCCAACAAACUUUUAUUAUUCUUUUUUCCGAGUGUUUUUUUUUCCUUUCUUUCUUUUUUAUUUUAUUUAUUCGAUCUUCUUUGGUCUGUGUCCUUCCUGUGGACCCGUACUAGAUCCACUUCUGCAUUGGAUCACAGAUUCACAGGGAAGAAAGAAAGAAUCAUUGAGAUAUAAAUGUUGAUAGAUCAUAGAUUUAUGGGGGAGUUGCUGAGUUACAUUGAAAUUAAAUGAAGGAAGAACUUGCAUGGACGAAGUUCUUAAGGAAUCUUCUGAUCAUGGUUGUUGGAUCAAGAAACCGGCCGCAGUUGAGGAGGCCGACUUGGAUUAUUGUUCUGAUCUCCAUAGUGUGCGUCUUUCUGGUUGCUGCUUAUAUUUAUCCGCCGCAAACCCCUAAACACUCAGCAUGCUAUUUCUUUUCCUCUCAAGGUUGUGGUACUACACGUGUUGAGGUUCCGAAAGCUGUUGCCCGGGAAUUAACUGAUCGAGAGCUUGAAUCCCGGGUUGUUAUUAAUGAGAUUCUCAAUGUUGACCCUGCCAAGACCAGGAUCCCAAAAGUUGCUUUCUUGUUUUUGACUCCAGGAUCGUUGCCUUUUGAGAAACUAUGGCACAUGUUCUUUAAGGGCCAUGAGGGCAAAUUCAGUGUCUAUUUACAUGCAUCGAGGGAAAAACCUGUACAUGUUAGCCCCUAUUUUGUUGGCAGAGAAAUUCAUAGUGAACCGGUAGGUUGGGGAAAAUUUUCCAUGGUUGAAGCAGAACGAAGGCUGUUGGCAAAUGCACUCUUAGAUCCCGACAACCAACAUUUUGUCUUGCUAUCUGAUAGUUGUAUACCCGUGCGCAAGUUUGACUUCAUGUACAACUACUUGUUAUUAACAAAUGUCAGCUUUGUUGACUGCUAUGUGGAUGCUGGUCCUCAUGGAAAUGGCAGGUAUAUAGAGCGUAUGUUGCCAGAAGUUGAAAUGAAAGAUUUCCGGAAGGGUUCACAGUGGUUCUCAAUGAAGCGGCAACAUGCUAUAAUAGUUAUGGCAGACAGUCUCUACUUUACAAAAUUCAAGCAUCAUUGCAGGCCAAACAUGGAGGGAGGAAAGAACUGCUACGCUGAUGAACACUACUUGCCAACCUUUUUUAGUAUGCGUGAUCCGGGUGGAAUUGCAAAUUGGUCAGUGACCUAUGUUGAUUGGUCUGAAAGAAAAUGGCAUCCAAGGUCAUACAAGGCUCGGGAUAUUAGUCAUCAACUCAUUAGAAAAAUAGCAUCCAUUGACCAGAGUCCGCAUUAUACAAGCGAUAUAAAGAGAUCAGUGGUGAUCACACCUUGCAUAUUGAACAAUUUGAAACGACCGUGUUAUUUAUUUGCCCGGAAAUUUUUCCCAGAAACUCGGGAUAAGUUGAUACAGAUUUUCUCCAACUCUACAUUAUUCUGAAUGAUUUGUGCAUCAUCAUCAUUCUUUGGUGAAUCAACACCAUUCGAUCCCCCAGCCUCAUGCUCUUCCUCUUCAUCAUUUGGUUUCGAGAAGCGCCCACGCCCUAAGGUGAAUGGUUAAAAUUCUUAGGAAGACACACGAGCUGAUUCAAUGCAAAAUCUUUGCUUUGCUGGGAUUUGUCAAAACCGCUGAGCUGUUCUUGUAUGAUUUGUUAUUCCUGUUGUACUCUAUUUUGAUUUUCUUUCUUAAUUAUUGGGAACAUUAUAGAUUUCCCUGAAAGGAUAAAUUUUUUGUAUCAUUGAUAGAGACUUAGAGAAGGAGGGAAAAGGAUUUUGGGGUUGUUUUUGACUCUGGACGCUAACGUAUUGCAUAUUUCUGUUAUUACAUUGGAAUUCAAGCCUUCAGCAUUGAAAAUUACUUGGUGAAUGGUA
This is a messenger RNA of Arachis stenosperma, 2023 nucleotides long. RefSeq names its product glycosyltransferase BC10-like. The record is from RefSeq and is a predicted model, not a curated record. Gene Ontology annotation, cellular component: membrane. NCBI's taxonomy places the organism in Eukaryota, Viridiplantae, Streptophyta, Magnoliopsida, Fabales, Fabaceae. Gene Ontology annotation, molecular function: glycosyltransferase activity. The coding region runs from base 402 to 1592 and encodes 396 amino acids. The transcript has 11 exons.